GGGGAUGUAACAUUCCUGUAGAGGAGUAAAGGAGUUCAGCGAGUGGGGUGUGAAAUAGACAAACAGUGUGCAAGUUAGAGGGAAGAGAGAGAGCACAGUCAGGCUUGUGAAGAAGGAGCUGUUGCUUAGAUCUGUGUGUCUGCAAAGUGUAGGAGCAGGUGUGAGGGAUUGUAAUACAGGUGUGAAACAUCUUUCACAAAAUAGGACAGAAGUCAGAGAGAGGCAGGCGCUGGUGUAUUAUACAACCAUGCAAUAGAGAAUGAGGAGAAAAGAGCCUGUUAUAGAGCAGGGAAGCUAAGAAGGGGUUGAUAGACAGCAGUAUAAGUGCAUUAGGCCAGGGAGGUGGAGUACAGAAAAGGCAGGGACAGGUAGGAGUGCUGAGGUAAUGACAGGGUGGGGCAUGGAAGCAGAUACAGCCUGGGAGCGUGGAGGAGGCCAGUGACAGGCAGGAACAGUCUGCAUUAUCCAAAUAGAGUUCUAGAGCUUAGAGAAUUACAGGAAGCAGACAUAAAAGUGGCCCCUCAGAAAGGUGGAGGAGAGUGGCAUAUAAUAUUCAGGUGGGACAGCCGCAGGUGAGGCCAGACGCUGAGUGUAGACAGUCGUACUUUGUGGAAGAAUGAACUUCCACCCUCAAACCUUGACUAUGCAGGACAGUCACUUCCUUAUGUCGGCCCUGCAGCCAAACACGGACAUCACAUCCCUGGCACUUCCCACGGACUCCCAACUGGACCGAAGACUGCGUGAUGAGAGCCAAGAGCUGCGCAAUGCCCGCGUACAGGAACAGGUCCGGGCACGGAUGAUGCAAAAGGGGCAAACGUCAUCAGGGGCCAACUCCGUUUAUGGAGACAGCUACUCUUCUCGUUCCCAGUACAGUACUGUGCCAGCUUCCUACAGCUCCCGCUCCCAAGUCCUCGGCUCUGAUCAAAGGAUAUCUUCUGCUCGCUCAGUCGGUUAUGGCACAUCUGGGGGGAUGCGUUCAGGCUACUCGUCCAGGUCUGCUGUGGAUCUGGGCGGGGGGGGACAACGAAUCAGUGUGGCAUCACAGCAACAACGUACAUAUGCCACCUCCCGGCCAUCCUCCUUCCAUGAGCGAGUGUAUCCAGGCCGCCGUGAAUAUGAUACCAUGUCCCUGCGCUCUAUGCAUAUUGGAGAUGGCGAUGAGCGGUAUGAAGGUGGGGCAUCAUCUCAAUCCGCUUAUUACAACCGCCAAAACUCUUCUGCUAGUGCUAUGCCAGUACUACAAAGGUCUCACUCUGGAAACAUUGCCCAGGAUGGUGGUACCUCAUGGGUCGAACGAGCAGAGGUGGCACAGACUCGGACAAUCAGGGCACCUGCCAUGCGCACCUUACAGCGAUUCCAAAGCAACAACCGUGCCCGGGUGGCAUCCGGGUCUUAUGGCACCCUGAAUUCAAUGAAUAAUCAGCAGAUGCUGCAACAGUCAGGUGGUGUGGGCUCCACCUAUGUCACCAACAUGAUGGAACAGACCUCUCGGGCCCCCUCUGUGCGGAGCCUGGCGGAGUCUUCACACCAACUGCAAGAGAUGAGGGGCAUGGAUGUGUUUGAUGGGAACAAGAGUUUAAUGAGUCAGCAUUCCUUUACUAGUGGGUUUGAUGACAUGGACAUGCCGACAGCUGUGAAAUAUUUAAUGGCAAGCGAUCCCAACCUACAGGUCCUAGGAGCGGCUUACAUACAGCAUCGAUGCUACAGUGAUGCUGAAGCCAAAAAACAAGCACGUACAUACCAGGCUAUUCCCAAACUGGUUAAGCUGUUUAAUAACCCAAACCAAGAAGUGCAGCGCCAUGCCACCGGCGCAAUGCGCAAUCUCAUCUAUGAUAGUCCAGAGAACAAAAUGGCUUUGGUGGAGGAGAACGGGGUGUAUGAGCUUCUACAGGCUCUGAAAGAACAAGAUGAUGAACUCAAGAAAAAUGUAACCGGCAUUUUGUGGAACUUGUCAUCAAGUGAUAACCUGAAAACAAAGCUUGCACGCGAUACCCUUGGUCCCUUAACAGACCGGGUGCUAAGUCCACUCUCUGGCUCCACAGGAUCUGCACUUAUCCAACAGAAUGCAUCGGAGGCUGAAAUAUUCUACAACGCCACAGGCUUCCUCAGGAACCUGAGCUCAGCCAGUGAGGAGACUCGUCAAAAGAUGCGGGAUUGUCCUGGUCUUCUGGAUUCCUUAGUUGGCUAUACAAACCAAGCUUUACAGGCUUCCAAAUCUGAAGACAAGAGUGUGGAAAAUGCAGUAUGUGUACUAAGGAACCUGUCUUACCGACUGUAUGAUGAGAUGCCACCAUCCUGUUUGCAAAGGCUGGAAGGAACGCAGCGGGGGGGCAAUGUAGCCGGAGACACCGUGGGCUGUUUCACCCCUCAGAGUCGCAAACUCAAAGAGAAACAACAGGGCACCGACCUUGCUACCUUUGCUGAAAUCUCAAGAGAUCCAAAGGGAAUGGAACUUCUGUGGAACCCGCAGAUUGUCAACCUGUAUAACCGGCUGCUGCAGCAUUGUGAACUAAACAGACACACCACAGAGGCAGCAGCAGGAGCCCUACAAAAUAUCACUGCCGGAGACCGCAGAUGGGCAGCUGUCCUGAGCCAGGUGGCAUUGGAACAGGAGCGUAUUCUAAACCCAGUUCUGGAUCGCUUAAGAACUGCAGAUCACAGCCAACUCCGGUCUCUCACAGGCCUGAUCCGCAACCUGUCUAGACAUGCCAAAAAUAAGGAGGAGAUGUCCACCAAGCUAGUGAGCCAUCUUCUAGAGAAACUCCCCGGCGAGGGAGGUGACAAGAGCCCUCCUGCUGAGGUUAUAGUGAAUAUCAUUGCUGUGCUUAAUAAUCUGACUGUAGCUGGACCCCUUGCUGCCCGAGAUAUUGUGUACUUCAAUGGACUUGGCAAACUGAUGUACAUCAAGAGGAAGAGAGACACUGCAGACAGUGAGAAGUCUUCCCGAGCUGCUGCAAGCCUUCUUACAAACAUGUGGCAGUACAGCAAGCUGCACCGUGACUUCAAAGCGAAGGGAUAUCGGAAGGAAGAUUUCCUCAGCCCAUGAUGUGGUCUCUCCCAACUGCACUAGUGUCUGCUUCUCCUCUUAUCAGAAGAUCACUAAAAGAGCACUGAGAAUAACCGAGUACUUUCCCCAGCCCUUACCACACUCCCCUGUGCAAUAAAUGCUAUCACUCUGAACACAGCAAAGCAGUGUUUGAAGGGGAAAGUGUAUGUAUGUAGCUAGAUAGAUUAAUAAGUAAUUGGAUACUUGCAUGUGUGCUUGUGUUUUUUUUUAACAAAACAAAAAAAACUAGGAAAAAUAAAUGAAAUUUAAUGUAUGGGUUUGAAUAAAUGUCCGUUUGGGUUUAUAUAUUUAAUACGUGCAAACACAUACACACUGUUUAAGUAUAAGCUGUGCUUCUCUAGAUAUUGUUAGACUACAGUGCCCAAAAUACUGUGCCAGCCACGGUCAGCAACACUUGGUGAGUCCUAUGGUUGCUAGACCCUGGAGUUUUCCCUGUAUAACUAUCCGGUAAUCUAUUCUUUCAUCAAUUAGCCAACCUAUUGGUAGAAUUCAUGGAAUGCUGUGUAUUAAAGAAAACCUUAUACAGUAAUAUACUAAACUGGUUUACAUGAUUUAAUAUGAAUAAAUCCCUAGUAUGAAUGUAUACGCAUGUCCCUUUUGUGUACAGCUGUGACUUAUUUCCUCCUCACAAUCCCAUUAUUCCAGGGCCAUCUUAACGCAUGGGCUUAAUGGGCAGCUGCCUAAGGGCCCCACAAUUCGAAGGGCCUUCAGGCAGGGGCAGGUUGUUCCGUGGGAAUCUGCCUCCCUGGCUGGUGCCUCCUGAGCUUCUUGGAAGCUGCCUGGCCGCUUUCUACCACAGAAUUCUCUACCUGCCUCCCAGUCUGCAGCUAGACAGUCAGUAGCUAUCAGCAUGUUGAAUGGUGGAUGGCUGUAGCUAUCCACCAAUCAGAGUGCAGCAUUCUCUGCCUGGCUCCCAGUCUGCAGUCAGACAGUGAAUGGCGGUCACCAUGCUGAUUGGUAGAUGGCUGGAACUAUCCACCAAUCAGAGUGCUGGCAGCCAUUCACUGUAUGUAAACAUGUGGAGUGAUGGCACAGGACCACAGGAGGAGUAAGUUAUGAUUUUUUUUUUUCUUAAUUUUUUUACCAUGAAUGGGUGUGUAGGGGCCCCAGUAUAUUACUUUGCCCAGGGGCUACAAUGCUGUUAAGAUGGCUCUGCGCUACCCUGUUGUAUUUUUACAAAUAAGAACACACAAGUUUUUUUUGUUUUGUUUUUUAAAUACUUUUUUUUUGUUUUGUUUUGUUUUUAAUCUCAGGGGAGCAUUCCUGUUUGUGUAUCAACAUGCUCAAAUGUGCCUUGUUUCUUCCUAUGUCACCCUUGUAUAGUGCAGUGUUUUCAGAGAAAAAAAAAUAAACAUUUUGAAUUCUGAA
This is a messenger RNA of Pseudophryne corroboree (corroboree frog), 4435 nucleotides long. It is a transcript of the gene PKP3, whose product is annotated as plakophilin 3. Gene Ontology annotation, cellular component: adherens junction; cytoplasm; nucleus. The transcript has 13 exons. Gene Ontology annotation, biological process: cell-cell junction assembly; cell-cell adhesion. The record is from RefSeq and is a predicted model, not a curated record. Lineage: Eukaryota; Metazoa; Chordata; Amphibia; Anura; Myobatrachidae. Bases 617 to 3046 code for a protein of 809 amino acids. Gene Ontology annotation, molecular function: cadherin binding.